AUGGCAGUUGUGAAGCAUUGCAGCCACAAACACCCCUUGUGCCAUGCAGAAGUGAAAGAGGAAGAUGGUUUCGUCUGCUCUGGUUGUGAGCUAGGCCUUUCAGGCUCAGCCUACAAGUGCACCAUCUCCAACUGUGAUUUCCUCCUCCAUGACUCAUGCUUCAAAUUAGCCCCAGUGAUUAAGCAGAAGUCCCACCCUCACCAUCCUCUCACCCUUCUCCCCUCCCCACCUUAUGAUGACAGUGGCUUCACUUGUGAGGCCUGUCUAUACUACGGCCAUGCUUUUGUAUACCACUGUGCCGCUUGCCAAUUUGACCUUCAUGUUCGCCAAUUAUCCAUGAAGGCACAAAAAAUUGCAUAUGUAGUGACCCACUGUGUCAUUGCCACGACUUGUAUAUAUAUAUAUACAGUUUCUCUGCAAGAGAUGAUUCAUUACAAGAUCACCCAAAGAGAGAAGAGGGAGAUGGCAAACUAUUUCAACCACCACCACCCCCCCUUACCUCAACAAGUGAUCCAACACAAGUCCCACCCAUGGCAUCCUCUGACCCUUCUCUCCACCCCACCUUACUAUGGGGGUGGAUUCACUUGUGAUGCUUGUCGACAUGGUGGCCAUGAUUUUACCUACCACUGCCCCACUUGCCACUAUGACCUUCAUGUUGGAUGUGCUUCUCUGCCUGAAACAGUGAUACGUGGAGAUCAUCAACACCCACUUACUCUCUUCUACUACGGAUACAAAGAGGAAGGCAACACCUUCAUCUGUGAUGUCUGCCAUGGCAAUGUCCCCGACGGCUGCUGGAUCUACUACUGCAAGAGCUGUGAUUAUGGGACUCAUUUGGGCUGCGCUACAGCUGAAGCAAGUCCAGUGGCAGAAGAAGAAGAAGAAGAAGGAACAGUAGAAUAUUCCAUGGCUGAAGCUGAAAGUCGAUUAAAACUGCUUCAACUUCAAAUGCAAUUGGCUCAACAAAAUGCAGAUAGUAUAAUUGAUGCAGCACGGAUGUUGUCCAGACUAACUUAAGAGGUUUUAAGCCUCUUUAUCAUUGUGAGUUAUUAUAUUUGGGUGGAUUUGUGGAUUUCUUUUAUGUUGUGUUCAGUUUGAAAUGACAUGUUGUGGUUGCAAUUUGUUUGGCUCUUCUUGUACUAGCUUUGUGCAUUCGAAUAAAAGUGUUGUAUUCAGAAGUCGAGAAGGGUGAAGGCAGUUAGCUAGCUUAGGAAAUGGACAGUUGGGUUCAUCAAUGAUAUUUAAUUAAAGAGUUCGA
Messenger RNA from Vitis riparia (riverbank grape), 1255 nucleotides. RefSeq lists its product as uncharacterized. The transcript has 2 exons. The coding region runs from base 1 to 1014 and encodes 337 amino acids. The record is from RefSeq and is a predicted model, not a curated record. Lineage: Eukaryota; Viridiplantae; Streptophyta; Magnoliopsida; Vitales; Vitaceae.